Molecule: messenger RNA, 4409 nt
Organism: Numida meleagris (helmeted guineafowl)
Lineage: Eukaryota; Metazoa; Chordata; Aves; Galliformes; Numididae
Gene: TNMD
Product: tenomodulin
Exons: 7
Coding region: 711-2132 (473 amino acids)
Biological process (GO): negative regulation of endothelial cell proliferation; negative regulation of angiogenesis
Source: RefSeq, a predicted model, not a curated record
GCUGCACAUAUUUGCUGCUCUCAGGUUUCCAAAAUAUUUCAGAUGUUUUCAAAGGCUGACGGCAAUUGCUGUCCAUUAAGAAAUGAUUUUUCUCCCUCGAAUAACCUGCUGUCUCCUACUUGUCAGUAUCGGCCUCUCGUAUUUAGACACCAGCACGCAGGGCUGGCAGCAGCUGAAGGGCCAGCGCCGGUCCUGGCAUCGCCAGCGCUGCCAUUUCUUCCUCUGCUUCUCACCAGAGCAAAAGCGGACGUGGGUUUUUGACGUGGGCUUUCUUCCUUUCAGUGCAGUUUUAAUUAGUGCAUCCCGCACUCGGGGUUUUUAUUAGCGCAAACAGCUUGGGAAAAGUGAGCGCGCCAGCUCCUCUGCACCAGGGAGCCGCUGUCCUGCUCAGAGCAGAGACUUCGCACCGCGCUCCUGAAAGCCCUCCUCAAAACGGGUUCAUUUCCAUGAAGAGAUGGGAUGAUUUCCACAAAUGGAAAUUGUUUUUACGUACAAAAAAAACCAUUUAGUCAGGAAAUUCCUGGCUGGGCUUACUGCGGGGCGAUGCAGGAGCCGCACAAAGCGAGUGCGGGGUGCCAGGGCCCUCCGCGGGGAGAGCUCAGAUUCCUGCGGUGCUGGCAGGAUGUGCACACAUCUGCAGGCACACACACAUUUGUGCACACGCAUGCAAAUGCAUACAUGUGGAUGUGUGCGCAGACACUUGCACACGCAUGGACGCGUGCCCAUGGGCACACCUGCACCACUGCCGUGCCCACACACCAUACCCACGUCCCACAGCCCCAGGAGCCUGGGGAGCCCUGGCACAGCCUGGGCACAUCCUGGGUUGGUGCAGGGGGAAAAGCAGAGGGCAGGAGCAGUCCUUGAAGGAAAAGCCCCGUAGCCCCAGCUGGGAUCUCAUAGGGGCCCAAUGGGCACCGUGCAGUGGAGCUGAGCACGGGCUCAUCUCCAAACGCACGGGAAUCACCCACAGCCUGCGAGCUGCCCACGUCCCCUCUCGCCCACCCGUGUUCCUGUCCCAGCCCCGGGGCAGGCGGGCUGCGGGGGAACGCUGGCUGCAGCCGUCAUUGGAGCCGCAGGAAGCCAGCCUUCCUGCAUGUGCAGCCCAGAGGCUGCGUAACUCCACCUCGAGCGCUCGUCCUCGCGCGCAGGGAGCAGCCGGCACCGAGAUCAUGGGAGGGACGUCGCGGCACGGCCCCGAGGACUGCCGCUUUCUGGACGCAGAAGCAUCCAAGACCCGAACGAAGACCUGCACCAGGUACAAGGUCUGCGGGCUGCUCUUCAGCGUGCUGCUCAUUGCUCUCAUCCUCAUACUUUUUGGUGUCAAACACCUGUGGAACCCAGCGCCCAGACAAGUCUACGACAUGGAGCACACUUUCUUCAGCCAUGGUGAGAAGAAGAAAAUUGUGAUGGAGAUCGACCCGCUGACCAGGACAGAGACCUUCAGGAGUGGGAACGGCAGUGAGGAGAUCCUGGAGAUCCACGACUUCAAGAACGGAAUAACCGGCAUCUUCUUUGUGGGACUUCAAAAAUGCUUCAUCAAAACUCAGACCAAAGUCAUACCCGAGACUACCGAGGCCAAGAUCCCUGAGCUCGAGGGAGAAGAAAUCACCACCACCUACUUAGAGCAGUCCAUGGUCUGGGUGCCUGGGGAAAAACCCAUUCAGAACAAGGAGUUCCUGAAGAGCUCCAAAAUCUUUAACAUCUGUAGAAACGUGACCAUCUACUGGAUCCACCCAACGCCCAUAGCAGCUCCGGAACUGGCCGGUCUGGAAGGAACAGAAGAAGAAGACCCCGAGCUGCUGACGGAUGAACAGAGCUGGCCAGAUGGAGGCAAUGAGCACGGGAUGGAGAAAGCUGCGCUGCCAGGACCCAAGCGCCGGGCACGGCAGCUGACAGAAGAGGACCUGCCUGUCAACGACUAUACGGAGAACGGGCUGGAGUUCCACCCGCUGUGGGACGAGCGGGGCUACUGCUGCGCCCAGUGCCGCCGUGCCAACCGCUACUGCCGGCGGGUCUGCGAGCCACUGCUGGGCUACUACCCCUACCCCUACUGCUACCAGGGCGGCAGGGUGAUCUGCCGUGUCAUCAUGCCCUGCAACUGGUGGAUCGCACGCAUGCUGGGCCGGGUUUAGCCCCAUGCUCACCCACUGAGCCCCCAGGUAGAGGCCUGCAGGCUGUGGGACCCCGAGUGUGGCUCCACGGGCUGGGCCAGGCUGGUGUCAUCGCCCCACUGAGUGGCGAGAGGUAAGCAAUAAAUGUCCUAUAUGAGCGAUUGCAAAGAAAAUGGAAAGUCGUUUCAUCUCAGCCUGUGAUGCUUAAUGGGUCUGAGGAGUGAUCUAAUUGCUCGGCUGUCUCCUCCUGAGCAGCCAUAACUCAGGUGCAGGGAGUCGCCUUGCUGGGAACGUGCUGGGGUCCUCAGUGUGCUCCUGGCACAACCAGCACUUGUUAGCACACAUCACCCCUCAGCUUUGCUGCCCUUGGGGAUGUGCAGGAGUCACGGGUGACAGCUCCAAGUGCCACUAGCACCUUGCAGGGUGAUGGGGCUCCCUGCACACAGAGCCCACGCAGGAGUCAGCAGGGAAACAAGCAACCGAAGUUGAGGUGCAAAUGGCCCCGAGAGCCCUCAGCUGUUCCCCAGCCAAGAAACAGGCAAAGCCUGCAAUGCAGGAGACAAAAAAAUAGUCUUCAAACUGCUACCACACUGAGGAGGACACUCAGCCUUCACAGCCAAAAUCACAGAUUUUCUCUCUUUUGAUUUUACCCACAAAAACAGCUGUUCCAGCAAAGGAGGAUGCACAUCAGCAAGCAGCAGGUGCUGAGCACUCAUCACAGGCGCUGCUGCAGCCCCUCAGGCUCCACGUCCCCAUGUGCAGUGUGUCCUCAGCACCGUGUCCCUGCAGGCAUCCUGUCCCAAUCCCUGUGUUCAGCUCCCAGCAGGGCCUGGCCAGCAGCCCACCGCUUAGCCAGCCCCAGGCAAACACUCAGCUCAGGAGUGAACGUUUCCUUCCCUCCCUGCAUCAGCAAAGCGGCGAUUAGGCUUAGACAAAUAACAGGAAAACAUCCUCAGGUCCUUUGGCAGCUCAGCUCCCCAAAGCCCCUCUCCUUUUCAGCCAAAAUGUGCCUGAAGAUUUAAAUCACCCUCAAAGCACAGAGCUGAUCCAUGGGCUGGCCCCAUGCAUUCCCCACAGCAUUCCAGGGGCUCACGGCCCCCGCUGUUUGAGCCACAUCCUGAGCUUCAGCUCUCCUGGGAGCCGACAGCAGCCAAGCAGCUGACGCCCCACAGGCGUCACUGGCCAAAGCCCUCCCCAUGUCACCCAGGGAACAUGCACUGCUCAUCGGAAACGUGUCCCCAGUGCAGGGCAGGACACCGAGCUCCCUGCGGGAUUGCUGAUUGUAGAAGUGCGUGGCACAGAGACGUGCUGAGCUGCUCAGCCGUGCGUGCAGAGGGUGCGGCAGGGCUCCCUGCACUGCCAUCCUGGGGGACAGCAGGCAGCCCUGGGGACAGCCAGACAUUUCUGACGAGUCCCCCCCAAGCAGGGAUGUCUCUAUCAGAGGCAUUUCCACAGCCACCUGCGCUAGCAGAGUGGUGCCUUGCAUGCAUGCCCAGGCAGGUAAAGAGCCAGCAGGGUAAAGGCAGCUCUGCCCAGCCUAGCACCAAAGCCAGCCAAAAGGGGAUCAAUCCAUGUUUGCCUGCCUUUGCAUGGCUUUACCAAGAAGGCGUAUGCAAACACAGCCCUGCUUCUCAUGUGCUGUUGCUCCGUCUCCAUCCAUCAGUUGCAUUCUCUCCGCAGCUGCUCCCAUGCUCUGACGCACUCUGCCUCGCCUUCAAACCCGUGAGGCUCUCAACAGCCAGCCAGGGGCUGACACCAGCUUGAUUUAUUCAUCGAGGUCAAAUGAGACACAAGCACUUCAGGCUGUUUCCCUCCAGCUUCCUCCGUCAGCGGUGAAGCCGCCCCACACCUGCCCCAUCCCUGGCCCACAGGGUGCUGGGGCAGCAUGAUGGCAAAGGGCUGCAUGAUGGCAAAGGGCUGCCACUCACACCCAUGGCUUCACUCCACCACCCCACAGCCCUCACAGGUUUGGUGACUGUAACCUGAAAGCGUUCCCACUUCCAAGGGCAGCUUUCCUGUACCACCUUAACCCACCACACUCAGAGCAGCAGUGCCUAGCACUGAGAGAGCACAAGGAAGAGCAGCCCUGAGCGCACACAAAGCUGCAGCACACUGCGCUCUGAGCACAGGACAGCGCAGGAUGGACACACUUUGCAUCAGGGCUGAACUCCGGCCUCUGCAUUCCUCCAGCAGCUCCUGGGCUGAGAUGCUUCAGGCCUUUUGUUUCAGCACAGUUGCACAACGGUUUUUAUGAAGAAUAUUCAAUUACAAAAGUUAUUUGUAAGCACAAGGGCACCA